Molecule: messenger RNA, 2250 nt
Organism: Aaosphaeria arxii CBS 175.79
Lineage: Eukaryota; Fungi; Ascomycota; Dothideomycetes; Pleosporales
Exons: 3
Coding region: 141-2099 (652 amino acids)
Biological process (GO): intra-Golgi vesicle-mediated transport; endocytosis; endoplasmic reticulum to Golgi vesicle-mediated transport
Cellular component (GO): Golgi apparatus
Molecular function (GO): protein binding; GTPase activator activity
Source: RefSeq, a predicted model, not a curated record
CUUCACCAUGGCCUCUGCCCUGAACAAGCGCCAGCAAGCGCGCAACGAGCGGACAUUACAGGAUCUAAUUAAGACAGUCCCCGGAAACAAUAUUUGCGCUGAUUGCGGGGCGCGCAACCCAGUUGGGUAUUUUCUUAUGCAUGCGGUGCGCGGCGCUGCACCGCAAGCUGGGAACUCACAUUUCCAAAGUCAAGUCUUUGAGCAUGGACAAAUGGGACAAUGCCCAAGUCGACAAUAUGAAGCGCAUGGGCAAUAUCGAAUCGAACAAAGCAUACAACCCUCGAAACAUCAAGCCGCAAAUCCCGAUAGACAUCGACGAAGCAGACGGCGCAAUGGAAAGGUUCAUAAGACAGAAAUACCAGGAGCGUGCAUAUUUGACCGACUCUCGACCUGGCACGCGACACAAUACCGGCAGCACCAGCUCCGUCGAAGACAGACCGCCCCCGCUUCCGCCGAAACCUACGAAACGAUUUGGAUUUGGUCUGCAAAAGGCCGCCACUGCUCCGCGAAACGUCACACCUCCAAUUUCGCCUGAUUUGUACGGAUUUGGCGACACAUCUCCGCCUAGAGUGAACAAGCCGUCAAGGGUAUUCGGAUCGGAUGUCGGGGCUUCAGGGGACGGCUUGGAGUCGAAGCUGGCGACGCUUCGCGAUAUGGGAUUCCCCGACGACAAACGCAAUGCUACGGUCUUGAAGGGCCUUAAUGGCAACAUUGACAAAGCUGUGGAGGCAUUGAUCAGACUGGGAGAACAGAAUCCUGGGAGGUCCCGUGGUAACACACCUACCCCUCCCGUGAAACCUGGGGCAAAUGGAUUAUCAUUUGAGAGAUCAAAUACCGCACCGGCCGCGGUCUCAUCAAUGAAUCCAUUCGAUGCUUUAGACGCCGUUCCUCCCGUGCAACAACAACAACCGCAGGUUGGCCUGAACACCCAGACAGCGUAUCAGACAAAUGGCUCCCAAGUGACUUCUCCCAUCAAUUCAUACAAUCCAUUCCUGGGGCAACAGAUGCAACAAAACUAUCCUCCUCAGCAACAGAUGCAGCAGCAACAGAUGCAACAACAACAGAUGCAACAACAGCAACAGAUGCAGCAACAGCAGCAACAGCAACAGCAGGCAUCUCAGCAUAGCUUGCCUUCACAGUCGAAUCCAUUCGGCCAACCGCAACAGGGCUUGGAACAAUCUUUCCAAAACCUGCAACUGUCAAGUGCACAACCGCAACAGCAAUUGUUUCCAAACCGGACCGGUGGCCACGCUCAACCACCUAACCCGCCUUUUGCACAAGGCAACCCCUUUCAGCAAUCCUUCACACCACCACCCAUGCCACAGAUUCCACAACAAUAUCAAUCCUUCCUCCCGGCUCAGCAGUCCACGUACCAAGCGCCAGUGUCGCCAUCGGCUGCUAGCAAUCCAUUCUUAAAGUCCUCACGAUCUCAGAUGUUUUCUCCCACCUACGCAUCGUCCAAUCCAUUCAACCAGUCACUUCAAUCACCACCCCAACAACAACCACAACCACAACAGCAGCAGCAGCAACAACAACAACAACAACAACAACAACAGCAGCAGCAGCAACAGCAGGGAACUAAUCCAUUUACAAUGCAGCAGAGCUCUCCAAGUGCUGUUACCUCUCCUGGGCCGUCUCCCUGGCAAGGCCUAAAUCAGAACACGCAACCCCAGAUGAACCCGUGGCAGGCUCAACAGAUGGGAUACGCACCGCAGAGUCAGCCGCAGCCAAAUUACCUGCAGCAAGGCCAAGGCCAGAUCCAAGGGCACCCGCAGCAGGCUGCAUUGGAUAAGAAUUCCAUUCUUUCCUUGUACAACUACCCACAGCUUGCACCGCAACGAUCCGAAGCUACACAGCCUGCCCAGGUUCCCACUCCCGCAUCUGCUGCCCCUACUGCCCCUGCAGCGGGGAACCUAAACCCCUUCGCUGCCGUCCAGGGUGCACCGCAAGGCCAAGCACCUCGAUCAGGAUUGACGAGUCCCAUCUCGCCAAACGGAGCCAGGCAUGUCAGUAACGAAAGCGUUGAUUUCGCAGGUCUCAUGGGCGGGCGUCAUUCACCCGACGCAUUUUCGGGUCUAAGUGCAAGUUAUCGAAGAUAGAGAAAACCAUCCUCGCAAAACAUCUUGUUGCAUAGUUUGCCUUUUUCACCAUGCAUAGCUAGCGGAGCAAGAUUUACGUCAAAUUCACAGCAUUCAUACUUCAUUUUGGUCGGCUCCAUCGAUUGCAGGGAAUGAUCAACGUAGUCAUGGG